This is a messenger RNA of Plenodomus lingam JN3, 294 nucleotides long. NCBI's taxonomy places the organism in Eukaryota, Fungi, Ascomycota, Dothideomycetes, Pleosporales, Leptosphaeriaceae. The record is from RefSeq and is a predicted model, not a curated record.
AUGUCCACAAGUAUCCCUGUACACUGGCAAAGGAGUCUUGUACGACUCAUACGGCCCAACCGUCUCGAUCGUCGUAUGCACUUUGAAACCACGGCACUCGACCUUCUCGUCGAUGCGCGAACCCGCGUACUGCGCGACGACUUGGUGGACGUAGACGUUGAAACCGCAGUUGUUGUGGAGCACGGCGCCGAUGAAGUCUUCGCGGGGAGAGAGCGUGGAAGUGGCUGCGGAAGAGGCGGCGCUGGCGAUGGGGUUUGCUGCAGCGAGCAGGGCGAAGAGGACUUGUGGGCGUGA